UGCCACGGCUGGAGUGUGUGUGAGAGUGGGUGAGCGGACCAUUCCAGCCCGUGUGUCUCUGUGCGCGUGAGCAGUGAUCUGCUGUCAUUCAUGGGGAUCAUGUAUGGAGAUGGAGACCUGCUCGGACCCCCACGAAGGGACUGCACGUGUUACCUGGGACCCCCGACCACCUUGAUUCCCAUCGGAAUGCGUAAAUCCCCCGAGGUGAGUCCCAGAAGGCUGUCCGACAUCAGCCCACAACUGCGCCAGCUCAAGUACCUGGUGGUGGAUGAAUCGAUUAAAGAGGACCUGAAGUCAUCUCGAUCAGUUGAGGACAUCAACAGCGCAUCCAUCGAGGAGAGGAUCUUGAGAAUCACGGGCUAUUAUGGCUACCAGCCGUGGAAUGCAGUUUAUAAGAGGGAGGACCGGCCGAGGGAGAACGCCAUGGGCAACGCAGAUGGACAGGCGAUGGUGGGCGGAGCAGGGGUGGAGUCAGGGGCAGGAAGGCAGCGGUUACACUGCUGCAUUCGAGUCACAGCCGUUCAAGUGCGAAAAGCAAUAUGGGGCGUGGCCAUGGUGAUGUGCGUUUGCUCAUCAUGGGCAGGCUCCACCCAGCUGGCAAAGCUGACCUUCAAACAGUACGACGCACCGUUCACUCUCACAUGGUUCACCACCACGUGGAACUGCCUCUUCUUCCCUCUGUAUUACAUCGGCCACCUGUGCAAGAGUCCUGAGAGACAGACACCAAAACAGAGGUUUAGAGAGUGCUGUCGGUUCUUCGGGGACGAUGGACUGACGGCGAAGGUAUUCUUUACUAAAGUGGCCCCUUUCGGCCUGCUGUGGAUUAUGACAAACUACCUGUACCUUCAGGCUUUGAGAAAGAUCAACAGCACCGAUGUAUCAGCCCUCUUCUGCUGUAACAAAGCCUUUGUCUUUCUCCUGUCCUGGAUCGUACUGCGGGAUCGCUUCAUGGGUGUCAGGAUUGUUGCUGCCAUUCUGGCCAUCGCUGGAAUCGUGAUGCUGACCUACGCUGAUGGCUUUCACAGUCACUCUGUUAUCGGCAUAACGUUUGUAGUGGCCUCUGCAUCUGCCUCUGCCCUCUAUAAGGUGCUCUUCAAGCUUGUCUUGGGCAGCGCCAAGUUUGGAGAGGCGGCUCUGUUUCUGACCAUUGUCGGAGGUGCAAACUUUGUCUUAUUGAGCUUUGUGCCAGUUAUACUGUACUUCACACAUGUUGAGUACUUCACAUCCAUAGCUGAUCUUCCCUGGGCCUACCUGUGUGGAGUAGCUGGACUCUUACUAGCAUUCAAUAUUCUGGUGAAUUUUGGCAUUGCCAUUACAUACCCUACACUCAUUUCACUUGGCAUUGUGCUGAGUGUCCCAGUCAAUGCAGUGGUGGACCUGUACACCUGUGAUAUCCACUUCAACACCGUGCGGCUCAUCGCUGUGUUCAUCAUCUGUCUGGGCUUCCUGAUGCUGCUGUUACCGGAAGACUGGGAUCAGUGUUUGAUUGAGCUCGGCACCAAACUCAGAAAGCGGGAACAGACCGCUGAGCCGGCUGAGACUGGAACCAGUUCAGGACUCAAUUGGACCCGACGGGCCAGGACCUCCAUGUCCACGUUUUCCCACUGACACACACUCACCUUCUCCCAUACAGUGACUGAAUGAUGCUAGGACGAGCAUUCAUACAUAAUAUUUCUCAGUCAACAAGGUUCCAUAGACCAUAAUGUACCAUAAUGCACAUUAUAUCAAAAACUGUCUGAAAAAAUUGUUUGCAGUUUUCCCAACUGUAAGUGGAUUUGAACAAUGACUUAGGUCUUUAUUUGAAACUCAAGAGCAGGGGUCUCAAACUACCGAUCCAUGGGUUUAUAGGGGAAGUCAUGGCCUAAUGGUUGGAGAGUUGGACUUGUAAUCCAUAGGUUGUGAGUUCGAGUCUUGGGCCAGCAGGGAUUGUAGGUGUGGGAGUGAAUUUACAGCGCUCUCUCUACCUUCAAUACCAGGACUGAAGUGCCCUUGAGCAAGGCACUGAACCCCCGAAAAGUUCCCUUGGCACUGCAGUGUGUGUGCAGUGUGACUUUGUCACUUUCACCUUCAAAUUUGACCCAUGAAUUAAGUCAUUAAGUGUUAAUAGGCUACCCUUAAAUCCAGCCCAGCUUUCAUUUUUACACUUUGAAAAUGUAAACUUUAAUUAUAUUUCAAUUUUAUUUUAUAUACUGUUGUAAUUUAAUGCAAAUAAUGUAUUAUAAUUUAUUUUUAUAUAUUUCUUAUUCUCCACAUGGCUUUUAUAGGCCUAAAACUUGAAUGUAAAAUGACAGAAAAGUCAGAAAACUUUGGAUUACAUGCAUGUAAGACUAGAUGGCUAUUAUUACAAUCAGUAGAGUGGUUUACACUGGGAGCACUUGUUGUGGCAUCUUCAGUGGAUGGAAGAUUCUAUUUUUCAUGCACUACAGCUACUCCAACCUUUUUAUUUUGCCUGAUAUAUAUAAAAAUAUUUUUAUAUAUAUGUAGACUGAUUGCUAUCUAAGUCUUUUUAUAUUGAAAAAUGCCUGAUUGUUACGUCAAGGCCAGGUUGUGUUAUUUCCAAUCUUUUAAAUGGCACUGCUACCUGCCUCUGCAAGGAGGAAAGUAAUGCAAUAAUGCAAUUUCAGGCAUCAUUACUCCACUAACCAUGAGCAUCAUGCUAGGUAUGAAGGAAAGAUGUAUCCAUGCCUCAAUAACUGUAUGUAGUUAAAAUGUAAGGUCAUAAACCAUCAGGUAGUUGAAGAGUUUGAGACCUCUGCUCAAGAGACCCACAUAACCAAUGUCUCCACAAUAAAGAUUAGUUUCUUUCUUUGAGAUUGUUUAACUUCUCUUCGGAGCUCAGAGAAUCACAUCUGUGACUUUACAGCUUACAUUGUGUAUCUCACUGGCACAAAUCACUGCGAGUGGCCAGUAGAACAUGUGCCAUACAUUAAUACAGACAUUAAGAACUGCUACUUGUGCCGUCUUCUUGCACAACAAAGAUCUACAUUACAACAGGUGCAUCUGAGGGAUUUCCCCUCCCAAUCUGUGACUGAAGAUGUUCUGGAUAAUAGCAAUCUCGAAGGUCUUGGUGGAAAGGUGAACCAGGAAUAGCAUCAGAAGACAGUGGUGCUGAGGUUGGCUGGAAUGCUGGUACAGUGCAAAUGCCUCAUACAAAGUUCUCCUAA
This is a messenger RNA of Carassius auratus (goldfish), 3164 nucleotides long. Its product is annotated as putative thiamine transporter SLC35F3. The record is from RefSeq and is a predicted model, not a curated record. The transcript is spliced from 8 exons. Lineage: Eukaryota; Metazoa; Chordata; Actinopteri; Cypriniformes; Cyprinidae. Gene Ontology annotation, cellular component: membrane. Bases 91 to 1608 code for a protein of 505 amino acids.